Messenger RNA from Brachypodium distachyon (stiff brome), 2653 nucleotides. RefSeq names its product probable serine/threonine-protein kinase DDB_G0276461. Gene Ontology annotation, cellular component: cytoplasm. The record is from RefSeq and is a predicted model, not a curated record. Lineage: Eukaryota; Viridiplantae; Streptophyta; Magnoliopsida; Poales; Poaceae. Gene Ontology annotation, biological process: protein phosphorylation. The transcript is spliced from 8 exons. The coding region runs from base 281 to 2119 and encodes 612 amino acids. Gene Ontology annotation, molecular function: ATP binding; protein serine/threonine kinase activity.
UCCCACAGGCACCAGGCACCAGGCCACCUCUCCUCCACCACUCCACGUCGCGGCUUCCUUCCUUCCUCCUCUCCCACCAGGCACCACCCACGGAGAGACUGAUGAUACCUUCCUCCCCAAACGAGAUCGUGCUCUGGACCUGACGCCGACGGCGAGCCUCACCUCACCUCCGCCGCUGCCUUCGAUCCCAAUCCGAGAGUGCACACAGAAAUAUUAGGAGAAGCUCGUCGAAUAAAUUAAGCCGUGAUUUUCCAUUUAUUUCCUCCCGGAUAUUUCAACAAUGCGGAGGUUCAAUCCUUUUGGAGGGAAAGUGCAGAAUGGAUUGGAGGGCCGCACAAUUGAUAUAGGGAAUGUGAAGAUUACCGUACGCAAUGCCAUCGCACAAGGAGGUUUCUCUUGUGUAUAUCUGGCAUGUGACACAUUGCAUUCAUCAAAGCAGUAUGCAUUGAAGCACAUCAUCUGCAAUGACUUGGAAUCACUUGAUCUCGUCAUGAAGGAGAUCCAGGUGAUGAAUGUCCUCAAAGGGCAUGCUAAUGUUGUCACACUGGUUGCCCAUGAUGUUUUUGACAUGGGCCGCACAAAGGAGGCACUACUUGUGAUGGAGUUUUGCGAGAAGUCCUUGGUAAGCGCAAUGGAAAGCAGAGGUACUGGUUACUAUGAGGAGAAGAAGGCACUUCUGAUAUUCAGAGACGUUUGCAAUGCAGUAUUUGCCAUGCAUGCGCAGUCACCACCAAUUGCACAUAGGGAUCUGAAAGCUGAAAAUGUUCUUCUUGGAUUAGAUGGUGCGUGGAAACUAUGUGAUUUUGGAAGCACAUCAACGAAUCAUAAAUGCUUCGACAAGCCAGAAGAUAGGGGGAUUGAGGAAGAUAUCAUUAGGAAGCAUACAACCCCGGCAUAUAGGGCCCCUGAGAUGUGGGAUCUCUACAGAAGAGAAGUUAUUAGUGAGAAAGUUGACAUUUGGGCCCUGGGAUGCCUUCUCUAUAGAAUAUGCUACUUCAAAUCUGCAUUUGAUGGAGAGUCCAAGUUGCAGGUGCUUAAUGGCAAUUAUCGUAUUCCAGAGCAACCGAAGUACAGCACCGCUGUGACGGGGUUGAUCAAAGAUAUGCUCGAAGCCUCUCCAAAUGCCAGACCAGAUAUCACGCAGGUCUGGUUUCGUGUUAAUGAACUACUACCUCUUGAGUUACAGAAAAGUUUACCCGAUGGUGGUUCAUCGGCCAUUUCUAUGAGUUUGCAAGACGAAGGUGCUCAUAGAAGAAACCAUGUGAUGCCUAGAAGGAACCCUCCUCCACCUCCAAGAGAACAAUCUGAUAGUUCAGUAUCUUAUGGAAGCUCAAAUGCAGGAGAUGCACCUCUUGGUGCAUUUUGGGGGACACAACAUGCUCAAGGUUCUCAAGUAACUGAUGAUAGGAAUCCUUUGUUUGACGAGGAACCAAUUAAACCACCACCUUCAUCAAAGUAUAACCAAAGCAGGAUGGAUAUCAGUACCAGUACCCCUGGAGAUAAGCAUGGCCAUUCUGGUCAGGCUUCGCGAAGUACAAGGAACUUUGUAUCCAAUAAUGGACUUAUGGGUAGUUCAGGCACAAAUCUUUUCAUGGAAUCACAAAGCUCUGUGAAAAAUAAAGUAUCACAACCUGAAAGCAAACCAAAAUCUGGUAAAGAUCCCUUCAACAGCUUUGUCGCUGACUUUGAUGCAAACAAUCUGCAUUUGGGGACUACUGCUACUGGUAAGACAUCUGAGCUUGAAGCUGAAGUGUCCAGUCUGAAGGAGCAGUUGAAAAAGACCACACUGGAGAAGGCUGAGAUGACAGCCAAGUAUGAAAAGCUGUCCGCAAUCUGCCGCUCCCAGCGCCAGGAGAUUCAAGAGCUGAAGCGUACUGUUGCUGAGACUACACCGCCUCCUUCAAUUAAAGUCAGCUCAAGGAUACCAGAAUCUGGAUCACAGGUUCUUACUCUCGGAAGGAGAAGAUUGAAGGAACGGUGUGGGAGCUUGAGCAGGGAAUGCUUGCAGGCAAGUCGUCGUUACCCAGCUCUGAGGCCAAGACAUGGCAGGCAUUCCCCGAGGCAAAAGUUCAGGCCAGACCAAAGGUCGACCAUGCGACUAAUGGGAGGCAAAACCUAACUAGGAAUACCAAUGCGGGGCCUUCCCCUGAUGCGUGGGGUUUUGGCCCAGAUAGUUUCGGCAUGCCAUCGGGGAGCACUGCUGCUGCAGCACAGAUCAACAGGACCAGUGCCCAGGGGAGUUCCUCCCAGAGAUUCAGCACAGGGGCAGCGAAGAAAGUAGAUCAACCAUCUGGGUGGGCUGGAUUCUAGCCUCUCAUCAACGCAUGCAAUAAUCUGAGGUUCUCGUUUCGGAUUGCAGACUGCACCUACCAGAGUCAGUUGCAAAUGGAUGAGGCGAGUUGUGAUUCCUGCAUGCCCAAAAUUGGUUUAUUUGAAGUGUGUUCAUAGCGGGCUGAGCCGACCUGGACAUAGGUCUUCUGCAGUCGUUUGCCCAUUACCUUGUUAAUAAACCUCUAUAUGUUUAAGUAUGUAUAUUCACGUGUACCUUCUAAGAAUGUGGAAUUGUCACAAACACAAACAAAACUUUUUGGUCACAUGAGGCAGGGCAAAAGGUUGCUCGCCGCAUGUAAAGCACUGCGAAUUAAUUCCGCCA